CCGCGAUCAAAGACUUGUAAGUCCAUAGCUCAUUUUCCAAUUUCCCUUCAUCGAUUCACACGAUGACCCACUUGCUACCGGGCGACUUGAUCCGGCUCAUCGAAACGCCCAAGGAGAAAGUCCAGUCGACACUCUUGCACGUCGGGGGCCUUGCCGGCCUCGCCAAAGCCCUCGACUCGUCGCUCGAGUGUGGCCUCGACGGUGCCAACGACAAGGACCUUGCGCUGCGCCGUGAUACGUUUGGCUCCAACUUUGUGCCACCGCCGCCGCCCACGACCUUUCUGCAGCUCGUGUGGGCUGCCUACAAGAACUUGACGCUGCUUGUGCUCACGGGCGCCGGUAUCCUCUCGCUUGUCCUUGGCUUUACGGUCGGUGGGCAAGAGCCAACGCCGCGCCGCCUCAGCGACGGCGACCCCGCGACCACGUGGAUCGAAGGGUUUGCGAUUCUGCUUGCGGUGACCAUCGUCACGAUGGUGACGGCAGUCAACAACUAUCAAAAGGAGCAGCAGUUCCGUGCGCUCUCGGCCAUCAAGGACGACGAGAUGAUCAAGGCCAUCCGCAACGGGGUACCGUGCGAGGUCGGGAAGCACGACUUGCUCGUCGGCGACGUGGUCCGCAUCGACGUUGGCGACAUCUUGUCGGCCGACGGCAUCGUGUUUGAAGCGUCCGAGCUCAAGGUCGACGAAAGUGCGAUGACGGGCGAGUCGGUUCUCAUUGACAAGCACCCGAUGGGCUUGACCCCAUUCGUGCUCUCGGGCACCAAAGUCAUGCAAGGCAUGGGCAAAAUGCUGGUGCUCGCGGUCGGUGUCUCGAGCCAGGCCGGCAUGAUCUCGGCGCUUCUUGUUGGCGGCGCGACGUCGACGCCGUCGAGUCGCACCAUGACGCAGAUCAGUGACGACGACGCCUACGUGGCCAUUGCAACGCCGCGGGACGACGAUGCGAGUGGCAAUUCGGACAAGAUGCUGCAUGUGGCACCGACGCUGGACGAGCCGGAAGAGUCGCCGAUGCAAGGCAAACUCGACGCACUCACCAUCUUGCUCGGCAAGUUUGGCAUCACGAUGGCGCUGCUGGUGUUUCUCGUGCUCGUUGCGCGCUUCUCGAUCGACCAAUAUGCUGUGCAAGGCCGGUCGUGGGCCGGCACGGCCGAUGUCAAGGAGUAUCUGCACUUCUUUAUUGUCGGCGUCACGGUCCUCGUUGUGGCCAUUCCCGAAGGCCUUCCGCUCGCUGUGACGAUCUCGCUCUCGUUUUCAGUCAAAAAAAUGCUGCUGGACAACAACCUCGUGCGCCACUUGAGUGCGUGUGAGACAAUGGGGUCAGCGACCACGAUCUGCUCGGACAAGACGGGCACGCUUACGACCAACCAGAUGACGGUCAUGCAGUGCUGCAUCGGCGACACCGUCUUUGAUUCACCGGUGGCAUUGGGCGAGUCAGCAACCAACGAAAUGGUUGAGCUGCUCGUGCGCAGCGUCGCUAUCAACUCGACGGCCGAGCGCGUUGACGGCGUCUUUACCGGCAACAAGACCGAGUGUGCGCUCUUGGACUUUACAGCAGCGCUGUCGCCGACGACCGCAUACGACGCCGUUCGCCGGGCGCAUGCCAACAUGCACAUUCUCCCAUUCUCGUCGGCCAAGAAGCGCAUGUCGGUGGUCGUGCCGCUCACGGCGACGUCGUGCCGUGUCUACACCAAGGGUGCGAGCGAGAUUGUCUUUGGUCUCUGCAGCCACAUGGCGUUUCCCGAUGGUCAGGCUCAAGAAGUACCCCAUGACGUUUCGUUUUGGCGCGAAAAUAUCAUCCAGCGUUUUGCCAACGACGGGCUCCGGACGCUCUGCCUCGGCUACAAGGACAUUGCUGCACCGUGGGAGCAUGUGAUUGCGCACUACUCUGAGGACGAUCUUGAAUGCGACCUCACGUGCGUCGCGAUCGUCGGCAUCGAAGACCCCGUGCGCCCGGACGUCCCCGAAGCCAUUCGCCAGUGCCAGCAUGCCGGCAUCAUCGUGCGCAUGGUCACUGGCGACAACCUGGCGACGGCCACGUCGAUCUCGAAAAAGUGCGGCAUCCUCCAGGACGACGCCGACGCGCUCGUCAUGGAAGGCGCCGAGUUUCGCCGCAUCGUGCUCGAUGGCAACGGCCAGCUCAAGCAAGACGUCUUUGACACGAUCUGGCCGCGGCUCCGUGUCCUCGCGCGCUCGAGUCCGCAGGACAAGUACACGUUGGUCUCGGGCAUCAUGGCGUCGACGGUCCACGGUCCGCAGGUCGUGGCAGUCACGGGCGAUGGCACCAACGACGCGCCGGCGCUCAAGAAGGCGCAUGUCGGCUUUGCGAUGGGCAUUUGCGGCACGGCCGUCUCGAAGGACGCGUCCGACAUCAUCUUGAUGGACGACAACUUCAAGUCGAUUGUGAACGCAGUCAAGUGGGGCCGCAACGUCUACGACUCGGUCUCCAAGUUUCUCCAGUUCCAGCUCACGGUGACGUUUACUGCGAUUACGCUCUGCGUGCUCGGGGCCAUUUUUCUUGAAGAGACGCCGCUGAGCGCCGUCCAGCUGCUCUGGGUCAACCUCAUCAUGAACACGUUUGCGUCGCUUGCGCUCGCGACCGACACGCCGUCGAACGCCGUCCUCGACCGCAAGCCGUACCCGCGCACCAAGCCGCUCAUCUCCAAGAAGAUGACCAAGCACAUCCUCGGGCACCUCGUCGUGCAGCUCGCAAUCUUGCUGACGUUGACCCUCGCGGGUGAAAAGCUACUGCAGAUUCCGUCCGGUCGCAAGUAUGAGACCGAGGACCCGAGCCAGCCCUCAGUGCACUACACGGUCGUCUUCAACACGUUUGUGUUCCUCCAGCUCUUCAACGAAAUCAACGCGCGCGUCAUCCAUGACGAGAAGCGGGUCGUGCUCCGCGGCCUCUUGACCAACCGCCUGUAUGCGUCCAUCUCGGUCCUUCAAGUCGUGCUCCAAGUCAUUUUUGUUCAGUUUGGCGGCAACGCUGGGCCGUUUGCAUUGGCCUUGGCGCGCUGA
Messenger RNA from Saprolegnia diclina VS20, 3011 nucleotides. RefSeq lists its product as hypothetical. Lineage: Eukaryota; Oomycota; Saprolegniomycetes; Saprolegniales; Saprolegniaceae. Gene Ontology annotation, molecular function: ATP hydrolysis activity; P-type calcium transporter activity; ATP binding. The transcript has 2 exons. Gene Ontology annotation, biological process: calcium ion transmembrane transport. Bases 63 to 3011 code for a protein of 982 amino acids. The record is from RefSeq and is a predicted model, not a curated record. Gene Ontology annotation, cellular component: intracellular membrane-bounded organelle; membrane.